Melanotaenia boesemani (Boeseman's rainbowfish) is the source of this 4456-nucleotide messenger RNA. RefSeq lists its product as uncharacterized. The coding region runs from base 424 to 3792 and encodes 1122 amino acids. NCBI's taxonomy places the organism in Eukaryota, Metazoa, Chordata, Actinopteri, Atheriniformes, Melanotaeniidae. The transcript has 9 exons. The record is from RefSeq and is a predicted model, not a curated record. Gene Ontology annotation, biological process: regulation of DNA-templated transcription. Gene Ontology annotation, molecular function: DNA-binding transcription factor activity, RNA polymerase II-specific; RNA polymerase II cis-regulatory region sequence-specific DNA binding.
GUGUGGUUGUUGACGGAAUCAGGAGGAGAUGCUACAGCUCUAGGAUAAAACACAAACCGUGACGUUACUGAGAGCUGUUGAGUUACUUUUGUUGCAAACGUAUAGUGUAUAUAUAUCAUAUAUGCGUAAAAAAUGUGUCAGUUUUCUUUGUUUAUCAAGUAGUGGUCAAUUAACGGUAACUGUGAACGGGAAUUAGAGCAGGAAGCUAGUUAGCUAGCGCUAACUUAAGUGAUCCUACAGUUCCUUUAUCUACAGGUUUAGUGUAAGAGAAGCACAAAACAUUAAUCUAGAUACUGUUUAGUACUGAUAUAACAACAAACAACCUGCUGCGGAUUUUGAAGUACCAGUCGAAAGAUUUUUUCCUCAUCAAUCUGCUUAAAAAGGCUGUUCGGCUUAUUUAUAAGACAAAAGAUACUUGGUGAGAUGGGCGACGCUAUCAUAACGUUUCAGACCCAACUUUCUGGUGUAAUGGAAACGGUUUUCAAGGCUGCCAUGUAUGAAAUCACCCGGCUGGUGGAAGACAGCUUUCUGGACGAGCUAACACGAUGCAGAGAGCAAGUAGAGACCCUGAAAAGGCGGCUUAAGUGGGCGGAGAGUCGACGUAAAGAAAGGCAAGACGACAGGACGGAGAGAUGCGUUGACUGUGGACGAGUCGGGAUGUCUGAUGGAGACACCCCCACAGCAACAACAGAAAGAAGUCUGAAACAGGAGCACGUGAUGCAAGAAGUACAUGAAUCCCUGGGUGCUGCUGAAGAGGCAACCAGUCGUGAAAUGGAAAACGUAAAACCAGAUCAGCCCAGUGUCACCAAGCUAACACAGGUGUCAGGGGUGCAGGCCAAUCAUUUUGAAGGAUUUCUCAAGGAGGAAGUUCUUCCAAGCACACCGGAAAUCAAUGAGUCACAAAGCUGGGUCAUCAAUGCAGAUGAAACAUCAAGUCUGCCAGGACCCAGUAAACAUUUCAGCGGGCAGAAGAUCUUAAAGUGUCCUAUGAACUGGGAAACUGGGUUUGGCCAGAGACCAGGCUCAAGCCAAGAUGGACAGUCAGGUGAUCCUUCUGAACCUCUGUUCCAGAGCAGGUAUGGCAUGGAUGAGUUACCUGGCUUUGACAAGACUGGAUAUGGAGACAGCAGUAUGAUAAACAUGGAUAACUUUGAUGGAUUACAAGGUUCACCGUCCCACCUGGCUGAUGAUCUAAGAUACGUGGAUCAAUAUGAUGAGGAUGUGGACGUGCCAGAUGAAGAGGAACAUCAGUGUUACCCAACAGACAGCCAACAAAAUGGAAAGGCUGCGGAAGGUUCGCCCACAGGUUCCCCCUCAAGUACUAACAUUACUGUGAGUGGAGAGUUCGGCUGCUUGUUGAUAAAUGAGGAAGGGUAUCUGCAGGCCCCGAAUGUCACAUAUGCUGAUCAAGUGCCUGGUGAUCCAGGCAGCAGAUCGAGCUUACGUGGACAGGGCAUUCGAUUUGACUCCGCUCAAGACAGCACUAAGGACAUGUGUGAACCUCCAGAUACAUUUAGUGACACCGUAAACUUGGGAGAUAGGUUACAACAUCCAACUGCUGGGAGAGGAGGGAGGAGAUACACCUGUAACCAGUGCUCCAUGUCCUUCCCUGAUUCUUUUUCUCUCAAGGCCCACAAACAGACUCACAAAGGUACUGGACAAGAGCCCCCAUACUCCUGCAAUCAGUGCGGAAAGACCUUCUCUCAACCUUGUAAUCUCAAAGUCCACCAGCGGAUUCACUCAGGGCAGGGGCUUCACCUGUGCAGCCACUGUGGUAAAGGUUUCCCUUCCUUCGCAGACCUAAAGACACACAAAUGUGGCCAAACAGGUGACAAACCUUAUUGCUGCACUGUUUGUGGGAACAAGUUCAGCCGUCUGUGGAAUCUGAAGCUGCACCGGAGAAUUCACACGCAGGAAAAGCCUCAUCGGUGCAACAUGUGCGAUAAGAGCUUCACAAGGGCGGAUAUAUUAAAGGUUCAUCAGCGUACCCACACAGGGGAAAGACCAUACUGCUGCACUGUUUGUGGUCUCAGCUUCAAACGUCUGGAUCAUCUGAAAUCACACCAGCGUAAACAUAUAGUGGACCUGCAUCCGACUAUGUCGGAUCUGGACACCCUCAUUGUGACCUUUCAGACCCAGCUCUCUGAUGUGAUGGAAGCUGUGGUGAAGACAGCGAUGUUCGAGGUCACCAGGUUGGUGGAGGACGUCUUAUUGGUGGAAGUGAAGCGCAGGAACCAGGAGGUGAAGUCCCUAAGGAUGCAGCUGCAGUGGACUGAGGGGAAAUUCAGUGAUGAUGGAGGAAAGAGAAAGUGUGAUGACCGUGCAAGAAGCGAUGUGGAUCAGUCAACUGACACUCCACAGGAAAGGGCUGACGACUCGGAUGGUGACAUGAUUAGGGGCUGUGAUGAAAAAAAAACGUGUGAUUCUGCUGAACCUUGGAUGUCAAGCCACACACAUGAAGGCAAAAGAAGCUCACCAGACAAUAUAGCAGCAACCCAAAGCCCUGAAACGGAGUCCCAGACCACAGAAGAGGAAGAUGUGAUCCCAGCUGUGGAUAUGAAAGAGGAAGAAGUAAAUAAGCCGUCUUGCUCUUCUGUGCAAUUGAGAGGGUGGAGCAUUGCGCUUGAUAGUGAAGCUGGUCCUGAAUCAGACAACACAAGUGAGAUGGUCGAUGCCCACCCAAAACAAGCCCAAGAAAGCAGCGAGGAAUUACUGAGAAAUGUCAUUAAGCCGGACCCAUCUGCUUCAUAUGGAGAUCAGCCUCAUGUUUCAUCUUUAGAAGUGGACUCUGCUUGGGCUGGCCUGCCCGUCCCAGCAGCCGGACUGCUGCAGAAUCACAGACUUGGAGCUGAAAAAGAAUGUGAUCCAGUCAAAGCUAAGGGUUCUGUACAGCAUGCAGAGGAGUUGCCUGACUGUGUCAGAGCAGAUGUUCAGUUUCCCUCAGGCAGAGAUCACGCGCCAUCCUCAGGAUCCCCCAAAGCCCGACUGCAACCCAGCAACGUGCUGGGUGUGACUGUCAAAGAGGAGGUUAUUGAUUCUGAUAGUUGUGAUGAAAGCGGGCAAAAGAAACUAAAAAAAGCUGAGACUGCAUCUUUCUCCUGUUCAUUAAAGCAGCAAAGGGUGAACUCAGGAGUACACAAACCAAACCACAUAUACCAUAAAGCCACUGUACAGGAGGUUAUGAAGCUGCAGUCCAAAGGGGGUGCAGGUCUAAGAUUACAGGCAGCAAUACAGCACAUCCAUCGACCAAUGAGAAAGACCCCACACACUCUCCCAAGUAGCCCCACUGCAGCUCUGUCUGUAGCCCACGCUCAGGCCAUGAACUUAAAUAACCUCCACAGAAUUCCCUCCACAUCCAAAUCUGUUGCUCCUGCCUCCCUGUCCAUGCAGCGCGUUCACCCGGAUGACAAACAGACCUCAGCUCGGAGCCAAACUGGUGCAUCAUGGGUCAGCAUCAAAUCCCAGCACCAGCCUGCAAACUCUCAUAUAAUAAAUCCUGCCCCCCAUCUUGACUCUCAGUCUUACUCUGGCUCCAGACACGUCCUGCGCUGCAGCCAGUGUGGCAAAUGCUUUCCGCACCCCAGCAACCUAAAAACCCAUCUGCAGACUCACACAGGGGAGCGGCCUUUCUGCUGCUCGCUCUGCGGCCGCAGCUUCACCAAGCUCAGCAACCUGAAAGCGCACCGCCGCGUCCACACCGGAGAGAGACCUUACUGCUGCCUGGCCUGCGGCAAACGCUUCACCCAGAAAUGUAACCUGAAACGCCACCAGAGGAUCCAUCUGGAUGUAUGAUGAUAAACGGACUGAGAUGGGGAAAAAAAAGACAAGUUCGGUGUGUUUCUUUUCCAUUAAGAUGCCUCAGAAGUGGCAUUACAGUGUGUGUGUGCCAAAUCACGAGACUACAUGUGUGUAACUCCCUCCUAAAGUCAUACUCAACUUCAUGUACGACUGAUUAACUUUUGAAGGUCUCUUAAUGUUAUUCAAGGAGCAGUGUGUUGUGUAGCAUGCACAAAAUAGGCUCGCUGUUGGUUUUAGUCUCUACAUGACUGCUCUUUAAGUGUUAAGAAAUAUUUAUCAUAUCAGCUGAGAUUUGUGAGCACAGAAGUUCUUAUUAACAUUCAUCAGAAGAGAAAAUUUGGACCUCCCUUUUAUUUUUACUGACAUUCACAAACUUGACGUUAAAAAUGACACCAAACUUAAAUCAGAAUACUUGUGCCGAGUUCUCUUUAGUUGCUCGAACAAAUUUUUAUUGCUGGUUUUAGAUAAGUUCCAGGAGUCCUGGUUUAAAAUAGUGUUUUAGUUUUUUUGAAUUUCAGCCUUUUGCAAGAUCUAAAAUCACAUAUUUUGGAUGAUCCUGCUUCAGUGGCUUUCAAUUUAAUGUUUUCUCCCUGUUGAAAAUGUAACUUCUUAUAAAUAUCAUUGAUUUUUGGUGAUGUUAAUAAAAUCAGCUUUGGUA